Myotis myotis is the source of this 2249-nucleotide messenger RNA. RefSeq names its product neuronal PAS domain protein 3 (gene NPAS3). Gene Ontology annotation, biological process: regulation of transcription by RNA polymerase II. NCBI's taxonomy places the organism in Eukaryota, Metazoa, Chordata, Mammalia, Chiroptera, Vespertilionidae. The transcript has 10 exons. Gene Ontology annotation, molecular function: DNA-binding transcription factor activity, RNA polymerase II-specific; protein binding; RNA polymerase II transcription regulatory region sequence-specific DNA binding. The record is from RefSeq and is a predicted model, not a curated record. Bases 228 to 2249 code for a protein of 673 amino acids.
UAGGUGCACAACGAAGGAGAAGCCCCAGUGCACUGGCCAUUGAAGUAUUUGAAGCACAUUUGGGAAGUCACAUUUUGCAGUCCCUGGAUGGCUUUGUGUUUGCACUAAAUCAAGAAGGAAAAUUUUUGUACAUUUCUGAAACAGUCUCAAUCUACCUAGGCCUCUCACAAGUGGAGCUGACAGGCAGCAGCGUCUUUGACUAUGUCCACCCCGGGGACCACGUGGAGAUGGCAGAGCAGCUGGGCAUGAAGCUCCCACCUGGGCGGGGUCUCCUCUCCCAGGGUACCACUGAGGACGGAGCCAGCUCAGCAUCUUCCUCCUCCCAGUCAGAGACCCCCGAGCCAGUGGAGUCAACCAGUCCCAGUCUGCUAACCACUGACAACACCCUUGAGCGUUCCUUUUUCAUCCGAAUGAAAUCUACUCUGACCAAACGCGGCGUGCACAUCAAAUCAUCAGGAUAUAAGGUGAUCCACAUAACAGGUCGGCUACGACUUCGGGUGUCGCUGUCCCACGGGAGGACCAUCCCCAGCCAGAUCAUGGGUCUUGUGGUCGUGGCGCAUGCCUUGCCUCCCCCUACAAUCAAUGAAGUCAGAAUCGACUGCCAUAUGUUCGUCACUCGAGUAAAUAUGGACCUCAAUAUCAUUUACUGUGAAAAUAGGAUCAGUGAUUACAUGGAUCUGACCCCUGUAGAUAUUGUGGGGAAGAGAUGCUACCACUUCAUCCACGCAGAAGACGUGGAGGGCAUCCGGCACAGUCACUUGGACUUGCUGAAUAAGGGCCAGUGUGUGACGAAGUACUACCGUUGGAUGCAGAAGAAUGGAGGCUAUAUCUGGAUACAGUCUAGUGCCACCAUAGCUAUUAAUGCCAAGAAUGCAAAUGAGAAGAACAUCAUCUGGGUGAAUUACCUUCUUAGUAACCCCGAGUACAAGGACACCCCGAUGGACAUCGCGCAGCUCCCGCAUCUGCCAGAGAAAACCUCGGAAUCCUCGGAGACAUCGGACUCUGAGUCAGACUCUAAAGACACCUCAGGUAUUACAGAGGACAACGAGAACUCCAAGUCGGAUGAGAAGGGGAACCAGUCUGAGAACAGCGAAGACCCGGAGCCCGACCGGAAGAAGUCGGGCAGCACGUGCGACCAGGACAUGAACUGCAAUGACCAAGGCCACAGCUCCAGCAAUCCGGACAGUCGCGACAGCGACGACAGCUUCGAGCACUCGGACUUUGAGAACCCCAAGGCGGGCGAGGAAGGCUUCAGUGCCCUGGGCCCCAUGCAGAUCAAGGUGGAGCGCUACGUGGAGAGCGAGUCGGACCUGCGGCUGCAGAACUGCGAGUCCCUCACGUCGGACAGCGCCAAGGACUCGGACAGCGCGGGCGAGGCGGGCGCGCAGGCCUCCAGCAAACACCAGAAGCGCAAGAAGAGGCGGAAACGGCAGAAGGGCGGCAGCGCCAGCCGCCGGCGCCUGUCCAGCGCGUCAAGCCCGGGCCUGGACGCGGGCCUGGUGGAGCCCCCGCGGCUGCUGUCCUCCCCCAACAGUGCCUCGGUGCUCAAGAUCAAGACGGAGAUCUCCGAACCCAUCAACUUCGACAACGACAGCAGCAUCUGGAACUACCCGCCCAACAGGGAGAUCUCCAGGAACGAGUCCCCCUACAGCAUGACCAAGCCCCCCAACUCCGAGCACUUCCCAUCCCCGCAGGGUCAGGGCGGCGCGGGCGGCGGGGGCGGGGGCGGCGGGGGCCUGCACGUGGCCAUCCCCGACUCGGUCCUCACCCCGCCGGGCGCAGACAGCGCAGCCACCCGCAAGACUCAGUUUGGCGCCUCGGCCACCUCGGCCUUGGCCCCCGUCACCUCCGACCCCCUGUCCCCCCCGCUGGUGACCGGGACCCUGGCGGCCACCAGCACGGCCGCGCAGAGGGUCUACACGACGGGCACCAUCCGCUACGCGCCCGCCGAGGUGACCCUGGCCAUGCAGGGCAACCUGCUGCCCAACGCGCACGCUGUUAACUUCGUGGACGUUAACAGCCCGGGCUUCGGCCUCGACCCCAAGACGCCCAUGGAGAUGCUCUACCACCACGUGCACCGGCUCAACAUGUCCGGACCGUUCGGCGGCGCCGUGAGCGCGGCCAGCCUGACGCAGAUGCCCGCGGGCAACGUGUUCACCACGGCCGAGGGGCUCUUCUCCACGCUGCCCUUCCCGGUCUACAGCAACGGCAUCCACGCCGCACAGACUCUGGAGCGCAAGGACGACUGA